UCAAAGAAAAUUUACAAUAAUCAUUAGCAACAUAUCUGAAUACUUUCAUCCGUUGUUAUUUGUGUGGCAAUUCUAGAGAAAAGAAUAAUUCGUAACGACAACGACAAUACAUUCGAUAUUGCAAAGAUAACUGUGAACAUCAAUGGACCAGACAUUUCUGCUAUGUUAAUUGCAAAGAAGUACUCGUGUGGGAUUUUUCAGAGUUUGAUCCUCGCCUCUGUUAUAACUCUUUCUGUUCAAUGUACAAGGCACCAUGAAUAUUCUUAUGGUGGACAUCAGUACGGCCCCUCAAAAUGGGGCUUGACCUGGAAGGAGUGUGGCGGGAAAAAUCAGUCUCCAAUCGACCUCCACUGCGCCACCUGCCGGAAGAAACAUUUCAGACUUAGAUUCAGUAACCACGGAGAGGAAUGCGACGGAUAUCUCAUCAAUAACGGACACGCCCCUACAUUUGUUGUCAGGAAGUGCUGCAAGAAGAAGUUUAUCACGGGGAUUCCCUUUUACCCCAGGGUAAAGUAUCAGCUGGCCCAGUGGCAUUUACACUUCGGUUCAAAACGAGACUGGGGAACUGAACACGCCAUUAAUGGAAAAAGAUACUCCGCCGAGCUUCACAUGGUUCAUUUCAAUACCAAGUAUGGAACUGUGACCAAUGCUAUUGAUAAGAAAGACGGUAUAGCAGUCGUUGCCAUUUUAUUCAAGGAGUGUUGCCGAGCCCGACUAUCAUCCAUUGACUUGUUUUUCCGGAAAUAUGGCUCCCAUGUGUAUUGCCCUGGUAAGAAACUGUAG
This is a messenger RNA of Saccostrea cuccullata (small rock oyster), 783 nucleotides long. RefSeq names its product carbonic anhydrase 3-like. Gene Ontology annotation, molecular function: carbonate dehydratase activity; zinc ion binding. NCBI's taxonomy places the organism in Eukaryota, Metazoa, Mollusca, Bivalvia, Ostreida, Ostreidae. The transcript has 5 exons. The record is from RefSeq and is a predicted model, not a curated record. Bases 163 to 783 code for a protein of 206 amino acids.